Lonchura striata (white-rumped munia) is the source of this 2358-nucleotide messenger RNA. It is a transcript of the gene MCMDC2, whose product is annotated as minichromosome maintenance domain containing 2. Gene Ontology annotation, molecular function: DNA binding; single-stranded DNA helicase activity; ATP binding. Gene Ontology annotation, cellular component: nucleus. Gene Ontology annotation, biological process: double-strand break repair via break-induced replication. Lineage: Eukaryota; Metazoa; Chordata; Aves; Passeriformes; Estrildidae. The record is from RefSeq and is a predicted model, not a curated record.
UGUCCUGCAUGUCCAGCCCGGGUAACGCAGGAUCCAGGGAGAUACAGUGGAUCUAUGUGUGUACAUUCCUUUAAGCCCUUCUUCCUGAAGGGAUGGAGUAGUUACUGUGCAGGAGUAAUCCCAAAGACAUUGAGGGGGGAGGGAGGGGGCCAGGAAAUCCCUAUUAAAAAUUGUGUUUUGUGCCUUUAAUUUUGUAUGGCUUUGUUAGUAUGUACCUUUAUUAUUCCUGUUAUAGCAUGUAACAGUGCUACCAUCAUUUCUUCAUGGUUUAUUCCCACAGUUGGAUAGAAUGUGCAAAGAUCUUGGAAGAUGGGUCCUGAAAUACAGAAAAUGAGGGAAGUUGUCCUUGUCUACCUUGACAGAAGUGGUGGCCUUCAGAAAUUUGUGCAUGAUUGCAAAAAAUAUAAUGACUCAAAACAAAGUUACGCUGUUUAUCGUUUCAUUAUUUCAAUUAAUCCUUCUGACAUUGCUGAACUAGAUGCAACUCUUGGAAACUAUAUUCUUCAUAAUCCCCUACAAGCUGCACAGAUUUUUCAGUCAGUAUGCUUUGUAGCUAUUAAGACAUUAUCAUUAAUUGAACAAUUGCAGACAGAAGCCCAGAUCAGUAUAUUGCUGAAACCAACACAUUUGCCACCUUUACCAAGUUAUGUUCUGAGUCUUUCUGCGUAUCCCUUUAAUUACACGUCUCAAAGAUUUUAUAUGUCUGAAGGGAUAGUGAUUGCAAUGGGAACUGUAACAAAAUACACACAAGGAGCAAGAUUUCUUUGUACUGAGGAAACCUGCCCAUUCUCUGAAGGGUUUAGGUGCAUCAGAGUGCAUUGUCCUGGAGCUACAGAGUCUGCUACAGUGAGGACUGAUUUUGUGUGUAGCUUGUGUUCUUCACCACUUCAGGAAGACAUGAAAUUUAGAGUACUUGGUGAUAAACAAAUAGUUGAAAUGAUUGAUGCUAAAAUUCUGAAUGCUUUGAAAGGAUAUUCCAUUGAUAAAUCACAUUUUAGGAUUCAGGCAUUUACAUUGUUCUUGAGAGAUGAACUGGCCAAUAAAAUGUCAAUAGGAAACCACUACAGGAUUAUAGGAAUUCCAGCUUGUGUACAAAAUGGCUUACAAGUGACUGCGUGUAUAGAAGUCAAUAGUGUACAGCUCUAUAAACCAAAUGGUCCUUCUUUUGUCAGUGACAAUUUUAAGUAUCUGCUCUCACUGACUUCAAGUUCAUGCUGGAGGUUCACUGCUGUCCUGGCAAACAUCUUUGCAUCUCAAGUUGUUCCACCAGGCACUUACAAUACUCUUAAACUUGCAAUAUUGCUGAGUCUAGUACAGACAUGUGAAAAAGAAAAUGCAGAUUAUCUGGAUCUCUUGAUUAUGACAAGUGACACACUAGUAAUUGACAGGCUUCUGAAUUACAGUUUAUGUCUUCUGCCUCGUGGCAUACGACACCCACCUUCCAGUGACAUUUUUCCUUCUGUGUCCAAAGAUAAACAUGGAACUGGAAGUGCCAGUAUUCAAGCCUGCAGUGCUGUGCUAGCCAAGGGUGGCAUCUGUUAUAUAGGAGACUUAAGUUCAUAUAAAAAGGAUAAACUGGAACUUCUACAGUCUGUGCUAGAGAGCAGAACAACAACAGUAUUUAUUCCUGGGAAGAAGUAUGGAGAAGAGGCUGACCAACAAGUUACGGUUUCAGUUCAGACCAACUUUUGGUCCUUUGUAGAUGUGGACUCUUCCUCAAAGAAACAUAUACAAAAGGAGAACUUUCUAAUUGGACAGAUGGAUGUGAGUUUGAUUCCAGUUAACCUUGUAGAUGGUUUUGGGCUCUUGAUCUACAAUGAGUUUCCUUCCUGUCGCCUCUCUUCCCCUGUUGUACAUCAUACUUUGAAAAAAGCCAUUAAUCCUGAAGCCACACUGUACAAAGUCUCACAGCAGUUCAGAACACAGGAUUACGAGGAGUUUAUUUUGUUUGCUAGGAAUCUUCAUGCUGAACUGAGUUCAGAAGCAGAAAGUCUCAUUCAGGGCUAUUAUCUUGCAAGUCGCAGGGUGAGAAGAGAUUCCAUUCAUGGAUCAUCAUUAUCAGCCUCUGCACUAAAAAUUCUGAUUUCACUGGCCAAAGCUCAUGCCAAGCUCAGUUUAAGACAGAGAGUACUUGAGGAAGAUGCAGUGAUUGCAGUCUUGUUACUCGAGUCAUCGCUGACCCUAAAACAUGGCACAUCUGUACUAUGUGUAGCACCAAAUCCUGUGUUUCCAUUUGACCUCAGUGAUGAAAACUGCCUGCAAGAGAGAGAUAUUUACCUCAUGCAGUGUCACCAUCAACUGCUGAAAUUUAUUACUGCCUAUAGCCCAGGAAUUCACAUUAACACUAAUGAAGAGUAA